Molecule: messenger RNA, 318 nt
Organism: Pleurotus ostreatus (oyster mushroom)
Lineage: Eukaryota; Fungi; Basidiomycota; Agaricomycetes; Agaricales; Pleurotaceae
Exons: 3
Coding region: 1-318 (105 amino acids)
Source: RefSeq, a predicted model, not a curated record
AUGCUUGCUGUUGCCCAAGGACAUGUUGGGAGAGUCUGGGAAUGCCUUAAGAUGAUGAUCUUCUCUCUUGAGCUCGAGAUGUCCCCUGAGCUCAGGACUUUGUUCCUAGACAACUGGCUAGUCAAUCCCUCAGGUCUCCCAGGGCAUUACCUCGCCGGUGACAAACUACAAGAGCAACUUCAGGACCGACUCUACGAGCACAUUAGCCCCGAUCAAGAUUUUGAUGCUGGUUACGUUCGUGAUGUGACCGCGCCAAAUGUGUAUCGCUUUGAACGUAUGAAAAAGGACCUUACCGCAGGCUUAGGAUUGGCAAAGUGA